UGUUUCCUGGAAGGAAGAGGAAAAUUGGCGAAGAGCGAGAGUGUGACCAUGGCAGAGAAAGGGACCUGUUUUCUGCGAGCAAGGUGGGGAAGUGAAUCUAGCCUUUUUCUGUUAGGGCACCGAUUUUCCAAUUUGGAUUUUUUCAUCUUUGGUUUUUUGCCUUUCUCAUAUGUCUUCAUUCAUGGCUAUCACAUGAACAGUGUUUAAUUUCCUUCUCUUCCCCAACCUCCUCAUUAUUAUUCUUUUCCUUCAAAGAUUCCGUCGAUCUCGUACUUGCUUUUCUGAGAGAGGACGCGUGAGAUCUCGGUGCCCUUCUUAUAUUCCCUCCACCCUCCUCUGUUGAGGUGUUGGGGGUUCCAACUCCGUUGUCUAGGCAAGUCUGUCGAUGGAGGGCCUUCCCAUCGAUUGGAUUGACUUGGCUCAGUCUUUUUACUCUGCAGAGAAGAGUAUACGAUUUGACAAGGGCGCUUUUCUCUUCAGAUUAAAUUUAUGAUCCUCCAUUGUGAGAGCCGAGAACACUUAAGAAGCCUAUCCCUUGUCAGUAGUUCCCAUGCGCCGGAUGGGACUUAUCAGUCUCGGCCUUUUUGUUUGUGAUGGAAGUAUUGAAGUUUGCUUGGAGGUUAUCGAGAGUCACUGAGUUGUGUCGAGGAGAAAGCUUUCUUAAAUGUUUAGAUUCUAUAAGCUGGUUUUCCUUUAGUCACUUCUUGUAAAUUUGUUGUAACGUUAUACCGAGCGCAAGAUUUUAUACGAGCUUCAAAGUCUUGCAGAGUUCGGUUGUUGAAUAUGGGUACUCCUUGUAAAUCUGUUGUUUGGUUUCGGAGGGAUCUUCGGGUUGAGGACAACCCUGCUCUGGCCGCUGCUGCUAGAGCUGGAAGCGUUCUUCCCGUUUAUAUAUGGUGCCCCAAAGAGGAGGGGCAAUUCAUACCUGGUCGAGUUUCAAGAUGGUGGUUGAAGCAGUCUCUGCUUCAUUUGGAUCAGUCCUUGAAAUCCCUUGGCGCGCGUCUUGUGAUGAUAAAAGCGGAAGAUUCUUUUGAAGCACUUGUGGGUUGUGCUAGAGCCGUUGGUGCAAAUCAAGUUGUGUAUAACCAUCUUUACGAUCCUAUUUCCAUUGUUAGAGAUCAUAAAGUAAAACAGAAACUUGCAGAGCUUGGGAUCCAUGUCCACAGCUUUAAUGCAGAUCUUCUGUAUGAACCUUGGGAAGUACAUGAUGAAACAGGACAUGCUUUUACCACAUUUGAAGCCUACUGGAGCAAGUGCAUGAACAUGUCAACUGAACCAAUCACACUUCUUCCUCCAAGGAAUUUGGUGCUAGCAGCAGGACCUGUUCAGAGCUCUACAAUUGAGGAGCUAGGUCUGGAAGAUGAAUCUGAGAAAUCUAGUAAUGCACUGUUGAGUAGAGGGUGGUCUCCUGGUUGGAGCAAUGCAGACAAGACACUUGAUGAAUUCCUUUCUGAACGCUUGAAAGAUUAUUCCAUACACAGGCAGAAGGUAGAAGGAGCCACAACCUCACUGUUGUCACCAUAUAUACAUUUUGGAGAAUUAAGUAUAAGAAAAGUUUACCAGCGCGUAUGGAUGAAGCAAGUGUUGUGGGUGAAAGAAGGAAAUUCUUCUGCAGAGGAGAGUGUGAAUUUCUUUCUCAGGGCAAUUGGGCUGAGGGAGUACUCACGUUAUAUAUGCUUUAAUUUUCCAUUCACUUAUGAGAAGUCAUUAAUGGAAAACUUAAGACAUUUCCCAUGGCGAUAUGAUGAGGGCCUUUUCAAGCUUUGGCGGCAGGGGAGAACAGGAUAUCCACUAGUUGAUGCAGGUAUGAGGGAACUAUGGGCAACUGGUUGGAUACACAAUAGAAUCAGAGUGAUUGUCUCGAGUUUCUGUGUGAAGUUUCUUCAGCUUCCUUGGACAUGGGGGAUGAAGUACUUCUGGGACACACUUUUGGAUGCUGACUUGGAAAGUGACAUCCUUGGUUGGCAAUAUAUCUCUGGAAGUCUACCUGAUGGCCAUGAACUUGAUCGCAUGGAUGAACCUGAGGUUCAAGGCUGCAAAUAUGACCCAGAGGGAGAGUACGUGAGGCAUUGGCUGCCAGAGCUUGCUAGAUUGCCUACUGAGUGGAUCCACCAUCCAUGGGAUGCACCAGCAUCUGUGCUUAGAGCUGCUGGAGUGGAGCUUGGUCAUAAUUAUCCAAGGCCGGUGGUUGACAUAACUUUAGCAAGGGAAUGCUUAAUGACUGCAAUCUCAAUGAUGGAUGGAUUGGAUGCUGCAGCUCAAGCUGCUAAAAUGAAUGGCAUGGAUGAAGGUGUGGCGGACAAUUCAUGCAUUGUUGCAGAAACUACACGUGUUCCAAGAGUCCUGGUGAAAAGGAAUGUUUCUCCCUCUAGCUCAAGCCAAGACCAGAAAGUGCCUACAUUUCAUAUUAAUCAGGGCUGCCCAGAUAAGCACCAUGUUUUAGUUAAUGAUGGAGAUAAAGUGAACCAAACGUACCUAAGAGAUCAGUGCAAACCUGGUUCGUCAAGGAUGGAUGAAGAUUUGAAGUCCACUGCUGAAUCCUCAUCAUUGAGAAAAAGAAGCAUUAGCUCUUCAGAGUGUGUUGUUCCACCUUCAUAUUCUCCUUGUUCGAGCAAUGAGAUAAACAGGCGGGAGCCUUCUGCUACUGGUGAAUCUUCUUCAACACAUUCAUGGAGUGAAAAGUUUGAUAUGGAUACAGAUACUGCAGACAAGGAAGAAUAUGUGGAUGCCCAGGGCAGUAUUGACUGUCCCCGGCCUAGCAAGAGGCCUGCCACACUUGAUCCAUGAGGGCAUCUCCUUGAUUCCACGGGUUGUACAUCUGUAUCAUAGCAAAAAUUGUAAUUGUGUUAAUUUCAUGUUUUUUGGGCAGGAAACAGGCUAAAGGUUGUGAUUGGAUAAGAACAAAGCAAUUUUCUUUUCUUCGAGACCAUCUGUGUUGGAGGGCUUUUUCUAUGCAUUCUACUUUCUGGCCUGCACAGCCAGGACUGCUCAUCGGCCAUGGAUGAAUUUUCAGCCUCUCUCGCCACCUUUUCCUGAAUGAGAGGUGGAAUUUUUCA
Nymphaea colorata (pocket water lily) is the source of this 3056-nucleotide messenger RNA. Its product is annotated as cryptochrome-1. The record is from RefSeq and is a predicted model, not a curated record. Gene Ontology annotation, molecular function: blue light photoreceptor activity; DNA binding; FAD binding. Lineage: Eukaryota; Viridiplantae; Streptophyta; Magnoliopsida; Nymphaeales; Nymphaeaceae. The transcript is spliced from 5 exons. Gene Ontology annotation, cellular component: nucleus; cytoplasm. Bases 784 to 2787 code for a protein of 667 amino acids. Gene Ontology annotation, biological process: circadian regulation of gene expression; blue light signaling pathway; entrainment of circadian clock by photoperiod.